Tripterygium wilfordii is the source of this 2578-nucleotide messenger RNA. RefSeq names its product probable LRR receptor-like serine/threonine-protein kinase At5g45780. Lineage: Eukaryota; Viridiplantae; Streptophyta; Magnoliopsida; Celastrales; Celastraceae. The transcript is spliced from 11 exons. Bases 426 to 2285 code for a protein of 619 amino acids. Gene Ontology annotation, biological process: protein phosphorylation. The record is from RefSeq and is a predicted model, not a curated record. Gene Ontology annotation, molecular function: ATP binding; protein kinase activity; protein binding.
UUCAAAGUAAUGACUUUUAGCGGUCAAGGAAUAAUGAUGAGCAAUAAUUAUUUAACGUUUGACAAAGCAAGCAAGUUGUCGUUUUUGUAAUAUAAAAUUAGUGUGAAGAAGACAAGGGGACAGCCUCUGUCAUUUCCAAAUCUCGAUACUUUUCUUCCCGCUUUCAGAGCUACUCUACUGAUCUUAGGAUCACAGAGACUCUUUGUCCAAUAUUCUUACCCUCACAAAAAAUAUAAAAAUAAAAUAAACCCAAUUCAUCAUCUCCGAUAAGAAUCCUAUUUGUUAAUUACUAUUCAAUACAAUUAGCUGCCCGAUAUGCAAAAUGACAAACAGGGAGAAAGGGAUUUCACGAAUACUGUUCAGCAGAUUCAAACUCUGCAAAAGGGUUUCCAGAACUGGUCUAUUGUUUCGUUAAUGGUUGCUCAAUGGAGAAUGUAAAGUUAGUUUUGUUGCUUUUAUUCGUCUUCUUUUGGUUGCAUAUCACUAACAUAGAAGCCUCUAUCAGUCUUCUCUCUCCUAAAGGUGUUAACUUUGAAGUGGCUGCGUUGAUGGCGGUGAAGAAGGAGAUGAGAGAUGAGAGGCGUGUAAUGGAUGGGUGGGAUAUCAACUCAGUUGACCCUUGUACUUGGAACAUGGUUGCUUGCUCUGCUGAAGGUUUCGUCGUUUCACUUGAAAUGGGGAGUAUGGGAUUAUCUGGGAUGCUUUCGCCCAGUAUUGGAAGCUUGACUCACCUUAGAACAAUGUUAUUGCAAAACAAUCAGUUAUUUGGCACCAUCCCGGUUGAGAUUGGAAAGCUUCCAGAGCUUCAGACUCUUGACCUUUCGGGUAACCAGUUUACAGGAAAUAUUCCAAGUUCCUUGGGAUUUUUGAGUCAUCUAGGCUACUUGCGGCUCAGUAGAAACAAGUUAUCUGGCCAGAUUCCUGGACAUGUUGCAAAUCUUAGCGGUCUUUCAUUUUUGGAUUUAUCUUUCAACAAUCUCAGUGGCCCCACGCCAAAAAUACUAGCCAAAGACUACAGCAUUACAGGGAACAGCUUUCUUUGCACCUCCACAUCUGUUCAAAUCUGCACUGAUGUCUCGAAGCCAUGGAAUGACACAGGUUCGUCUCCAAAAGGUGGUAGUCAGCAUCGAUGGGUGAUUUCUCUUAUCAUAGCCAUCAGUUGCAUAUUUGUUGUUUCUGUGAUGCUACUAGUCUUUUGGGUGCAUUGGCACAAAUCUAGUCUGCCCUUUAUAUCAUAUGUACAGCAAGAUUUUGAAUUUGAAAUUGGCCAUCUGAAGAGGUUUGCAUUUCGUGAAUUGCAAGUUGCAACCAAUAAUUUUAGUCCUAGAAAUAUCCUAGGGCAAGGUGGAUACGGUGUGGUUUACAAGGGAUGUCUUACCAACAAGACAGUUGUGGCAGUUAAGAGGCUGAAAGAUCCAAAUUACACUGGAGAAGUGCAGUUCCAAACUGAAGUUGAAAUGAUUGGACUGGCUUUGCACCGAAAUCUCUUGUGUCUGUAUGGAUUCUGUAUGACACCCGAUGAGAGGAUGCUUGUGUACCCUUACAUGCCGAACGGAAGCGUUGCUGACCGCUUGAGAGAGACUGGUCGGGAAAAGCCUACUCUGGAUUGGAACAGAAGAAUGUGUAUCGCCCAUGGGACUGCCCGUGGACUUCUAUACCUGCAUGAACAGUGCAAUCCAAAAAUAAUUCACAGGGAUGUCAAAGCUGCAAAUAUUUUACUUGAUGCAAGUUUUGAAGCAGUAGUUGGUGAUUUUGGUCUUGCUAAGUUGCUAGAGAGAAGGGAAUCACAUGUCACUACCGCAGUUCGAGGCACUAUAGGACAUAUUGCACCUGAGUAUCUUUCAACUGGACAGUCCUCUGAUAAAACUGAUGUCUUUGGAUUCGGCAUACUUCUUUUGGAACUCAUAACAGGGCCAAAGGCAUUGGAUGCUGGAAAUGCUCAGGUACAGAAAGGAAUGAUUCUUGACUGGGUCAGAACUAUGCACGAGGAUAAGAGGCUAGAAGUGCUAGUUGACCAAGAUUUGAAGGGAUGCUUCGACGCAGUGGAGCUGGAAAAAGCGGUGGAAUUGGCUCUGAAGUGUACAUGUUCAAAUCCUAGCCUGCGGCCAAAGAUGUCAGAAGUUUUGAAAAUCCUGGAAGGUCUUGUCGGCCAUUCAGGAAUGGAAGAAUCACAAGGCCAAACCGGAUCUGAGGAAAGGGCUUAUAGUUUUUCAAGACAUUACAGUGACCCUUGUGAAGAAUCCUCCUUUAUAAUUGAAGCAAUGGAGCUCUCUGGACCUCGGUAACAGAGUAUGGUUUUGUUAUUUAGCAUUUACCUGUAAAUUAGUUUUGGAUUUACUCAAAUCUACAAAGCAAUAGCAUUCAAAAUUUGCUAUUCAGAUCCAUCCAUUAGUUAGCAUCUGAUACGCGAGAGCCAAACUCCAUAAAUUUUUGAUUGCAUUGGCUGAGAUUCAUGUGUUCUCCCGCAAAAUCGGUGGUCGAAUGUGUCAUAACUUUUGUCUAUUUCUUUCCCAGUUGGAGGAUGGAGUUGGUAGUAGUAGGACCAUAGUUGAUGCACAAUCUGCUGGUUAUUGAAACA